UGGUUGGGCUUCGCCACCUUCGAGCUGUUCCUGCACGGGCUGGCCCUGCUCGUCUUCUCGGUGCUCCUGGUCCUGAAGGUGGACGGCGCCUCCCCGGCGCUCUCCUGGUGGGUGGUCUUCGUGCCCUUCUUCGCCGCCGACGGCCUCAGCACCUACUUCACCACCAUCGUCUCGGUGCGGCUCUUCCAGGACGGGGAGAAGCGCUUGGCCGUGCUGCGACUCUUCCUCAGCCUCAAGUUCGUCUUCGAGAUGCUGCUGUGCCAGAAGCUGGUGGAGCACACCCGGGAGCUCUGGUACGGGCUCAUCAUGUCGCCCGUCUUCAUCCUCCUCCAGCUGCUCAUGAUCCGAGCCUGCCGGGUGAACUGA
Molecule: messenger RNA, 366 nt
Organism: Merops nubicus (carmine bee-eater)
Lineage: Eukaryota; Metazoa; Chordata; Aves; Coraciiformes; Meropidae
Gene: TMEM203
Product: transmembrane protein 203
Biological process (GO): intracellular calcium ion homeostasis
Cellular component (GO): endoplasmic reticulum
Source: RefSeq, a predicted model, not a curated record